UGUUCUUCCCUGUUGAGGAAGGGAGAGAGAAAGAGAGAGUUUCUCACAAGUAAACUGCUAGCAGUCUGCCGGGGGAGAGCAUCCAAGGAGCCAGCGAGCAGGUUGUGCACCCUGGGAUUGUGGAAUCUAAAAAAGCUCAAAGGGGAACGCAGAGCCAGAGGUGUCUGGGACCAGGAGCUGCACAGGUGCAGAAGAGGAGAAGGAACCACGUUGUGUGAAAAAGUGACAGUUUCGUUUUCCGUCAGUAACCUCCCCGAGCAACCGUCGCCAUGGCAGCUGAGAAAGCUGAAAUGGAUGCACUGAAAAAGGAGUGUGAUGGCCUCCGUGCACAGAUUGAGGCGGCUCGCAAGGCUGUGAAUGACAGCAGCAUGUCAGCUGCAGCAGCGAACGCGUCUGCAGUGGGCCGAGUCCAGCUGAAGCUCAGGAAGACACUCAAGGGUCACCUGGCUAAAAUCUAUGCCAUGCACUGGUCAGCUGACUCCAGGCAAAUGGUCAGUGCAUCACAGGAUGGCAAGCUUCUCAUCUGGGACACCUUCACAGGGAACAAGUUGGUUGCUGUCCCACUAAAGUCAGCUUGGGUGAUGAGUGUCGCCUUCGCCCCCUCUGGUAACCUGGUGGCCAGCGGUGGUCUGGAUAACAUGUGCACAGUGUACAACAUCAAGGCUGCCAGCCCCAAGACCCUCAGGGAGCUGGAUGCACACACAGGAUACCUGUCUUGCUGCCGUUUCCUUAGCGACACUGAGAUCUUGACAGCCUCCGGUGACACCACCUGCUGUCUGUGGGACCUGGAGACUGGCAAGCAGAAGAUCAUCUUCACCAACCACAUUGGAGACUGCAUGUCGCUGGCUCUCUCCCCCGACAUGAACACCUUCAUCUCUGGAGCCUGUGACUCUCUGGCCAAGCUGUGGGACCUGAGGGAAGGGGCCUGCAAGCAGACCUUCUCUGGACAUACCAGCGACAUCAACGCCAUCUCUUUCUUCCCCGGCGGGAAUGCCAUCAUCACAGGCUCCGACGACUGCAGCUGCAAGAUGUAUGACCUGCGCUCCGACCAGGAGGUGAUUGGCUACCAGGACACCAGCCUGAACGCCGGCGUCACGUCUUUGGCUCUCUCCAGCUCAGGCCGCCUUAUCUUUGCCGGCUACGACGACUUCAACUGCCACAUCUGGGACUCACUGAAGGGAGAGAAAGUUGGUGUGCUGUCUGGUCAUGACAACAGGGUGAGCUGCACCGGUGUCCCCAGUGACGGUAUGGGCGUCUGCACAGGAUCCUGGGACAGCUUCCUCAAACUGUGGAACUGAAGUGUCCCGGCGGAGGAAAACACUGGGAGAGGAGAAGGAGAGGAAAAGGAGGAAAGGGGGAGGAAAGGGGUGAAGAUAUGGAGGAGGAGGGGAAAAUAAACUAGAGACAAGUGAGAUUGGAGGAUAUUUGGUGCAGAUGCUUGAGCACAGAUCUUCCUCUCUUUCUCUCUCCCUCUCUACUUCUUCCUUAUUCAUGUAUGCAAAAUAUGAGAGGUUGCGAAUGAGUCACGUUUUAUAAAUGGCACCAGGUAAACAGUGCAUGAUGCACCCUGCUGCAUGUACAAGAGAGUUUUAUUGUUGUUGAGACGAUUUAAACGCUGAAAAAAUGAAAACAUAAAACAUAGCACAUUAUUCAAAAUGAUAACGAGCAGAAAAUAAGCUCUAAUUGAGAAUGUCAAUUACACACAUAGACUUUUGACAAUAAAAAAAAGAAAGAACACGUGAAUAUUGAAAAUAAGACUAUAGGAUUACAGAUUUAUUUUUAUUGUCUUUGACCUGUAAAAGAGCCCUGCACUUAUUUAGAUGAAAGAUUGAUAUGUAAAUUUAUUUGUAUUUUAUAGUUUAACACAUUAGGAUGGAGAGUUGAUGUACAGUGUCCUUUCUUUUUUUCUUUUUUGGGGGGGCUGCACAUAUCCUGAGUUAAUGUGUAUGGUAGAGCUGCCAUCUUGGGUCCCCUGCUAACAACCAGCAGACUUUGACGACUGCUGCUGUUUCCCCAUCUCACCGUGAAAAUCUGAUCCAUCGUCUGAACCCAGACGAAUGAAGACUCAAAGGUGGAGCCAGGCUGGCAGGCUGUGAGACUGGCUGCCGGGUGGCGGUCUGACCUGUGAAACACUCUGUAAAGACCUGUAAACUUUAUUUUACUCCCCUGGGUUCAGCUGCAUUUUGUAGUACUUUUACACUUGUGCAGUUCCUCUGUAAAAAGACGAAAUGUUUGUUGAAAAUCUUUCUAAUAAACAUAGAAUUCUGCAUUAACACCA
This is a messenger RNA of Siniperca chuatsi (mandarin fish), 2278 nucleotides long. RefSeq names its product guanine nucleotide binding protein (G protein), beta polypeptide 3b (gene gnb3b). NCBI's taxonomy places the organism in Eukaryota, Metazoa, Chordata, Actinopteri, Centrarchiformes, Sinipercidae. Gene Ontology annotation, cellular component: heterotrimeric G-protein complex; cytoplasm. Gene Ontology annotation, biological process: G protein-coupled receptor signaling pathway. The record is from RefSeq and is a predicted model, not a curated record. Gene Ontology annotation, molecular function: signaling receptor complex adaptor activity; protein binding. Bases 270 to 1298 code for a protein of 342 amino acids. The transcript is spliced from 9 exons.